Molecule: messenger RNA, 803 nt
Organism: Manduca sexta (tobacco hornworm)
Lineage: Eukaryota; Metazoa; Arthropoda; Insecta; Lepidoptera; Sphingidae
Exons: 2
Coding region: 40-738 (232 amino acids)
Source: RefSeq, a predicted model, not a curated record
ACGUCAAACUUCAAUGUCAUUAAACUCGGAAACGUAAAUAUGGCGAGUGAUCCUGACGAUUUCGAUAAAAAUAUAGAAUUCUUAAAAACGACCGUCAGAGAAUCGUUUGCGCGCGUUUAUGCGAGUCUGAAAGCGAGGGAAUUGAAAACUUUAAGGCAAUUGGAUGCUAUCCGUAAACAAUGCGAAAAUAAUAGUGUAUCAAAGAAGACUUGCGUGCAGAAUUUGGAAAUAUUUUUUGAGAAUGAGCCAACUUUGUUAAAUCUAGUGAGUAAUUACGGUGCGAUCGACUUAGAAAGACUAAAUUUUGAUAGUAACACAUUCAUUUUGGAAGAUUACAUUACCCCGGAAGAUGACCACAUGUACAUGUAUAAAGACUUGACAGAUAACGGAGAUUUAGCUAUAGAAGAGGCUGCCUUAAAACAAGUAACUGCCACAGACGACUGUGUGUGUUAUGUAAAUAUACAAAGUGAAGAUGUUUCUAAAAAAUUUAGAGAAGUAGAUCCAAGUGUAAGCCCUAACAAAACGUCCGAAAAUAUUAGUGAGAAUAAUGAUGUGAAACCAGGUAGCGAGAAUGAUGAACCACAAACAUCUAUAGAAGAAAGUAGUGAUAGUUCAGAAGUGGAGGUGAAAAAAAUUGACCCGACCGAUGACUGGUUGAAUUCCAUAAAGAACCAAACAGAAACAGAGCCCUCUCAAGUUACUGAUGUCAUGGAACAUAGUACAAUAGCAUGUUUAUAACAAUAUCAGAAUAUACUUAAUUAUAUUUAAUUUUAAGUAGUGUUAAUAAAUUUUUAUAUUUUUAA